AGCACACUAGAUCUACAGACAUACCAGCGAGCAUCAGACCUGGCAAUGGAAUCGUUAUCGGAUUUCUUAGAAGAGCUUGUGGAGCAACAACCGCCAGAGUCAGAGUGCGAAGUCGAAUACUCGUCAGGCGUCUUGACGCUUUCCCUCGGUAGCAAAGGCACUUAUGUCAUCAACAAGCAACCGCCGAAUGCUCAGAUAUGGCUUUCCAGUCCGACGAGCGGGCCGAAACGAUACGAUUACGAUGCGCAACACGGCGAAUGGUUCUACGCCCGAGAUCACUCGCUCAUGCGAGAGCUGCUCAGCACCGAGCUGUCGGCAGCGCUGAACGAAGACAUUGUUGUGACGCUGGGCAAAGAUGCAACAUGA
Mixia osmundae IAM 14324 is the source of this 366-nucleotide messenger RNA. RefSeq lists its product as uncharacterized. The transcript is spliced from 4 exons. Gene Ontology annotation, biological process: intracellular iron ion homeostasis; iron incorporation into metallo-sulfur cluster. Lineage: Eukaryota; Fungi; Basidiomycota; Mixiomycetes; Mixiales; Mixiaceae. Gene Ontology annotation, cellular component: mitochondrion. The annotation marks the transcript as partial. The record is from RefSeq and is a predicted model, not a curated record. Gene Ontology annotation, molecular function: ferroxidase activity; ferrous iron binding; iron chaperone activity.